Molecule: messenger RNA, 2197 nt
Organism: Leptonychotes weddellii (Weddell seal)
Lineage: Eukaryota; Metazoa; Chordata; Mammalia; Carnivora; Phocidae
Source: RefSeq, a predicted model, not a curated record
CUGCCGCGGGAGGAAGGGGAGUUUCGGAUGGAGAGGAUGGUGGUGGGACCACGGAAAAGGGGUGAUGCGGGAUGGGGUCGAGGGUAACCAACCAACAGAGGGUUUUGUCAUUGUUUAAAAAAAAGAGAGAGAGACACAAGAAGCGUGGAGUGAGGAGGCAGAUAUUUGGCGGGUGGGGGGUCUGCAGGGUGUUCCAAAUAGGGCAGCGGCCAGGGCCCUAAGCCUGGAGGCUCCUCUGUGAGGCCCUACCCCUGGGCCCCCAAGCCAAAAUGUCCCCAGAACAAAGCUGUCCUGUUGUGUUGUUUGUCUGAGUUGGGGAAAGCAUGUUUGGGGGGCCCGUUGCUGGAGAGGGGCUGUUCUCAGUCCCAGACAGAGGGAAGGCCUUGGCUGAGGAGCUGAUUGGCGCCCUGGCCUCCGGUUGCCCAGUGACAGCGAUGGCAGUGUUGGCAGGAGGUUUGGACAACCCCACCCCAUUCCCCCUCCCAGCUUGAGGCCUGGCCCUCCUGGGCCCCUUGACCCUGCAGGGCAUGUGAGAGCCUGUGUGCUGGGUAGGGUGUGCACGGGGUUCUCCGUGCAUCCUGGUCUCUGCCGGCUCCGCCGUGGAAUCUGCCCAGACAGGAUUCUGGGCUUGGCUCCCAAUCAGAGAACCUAAGAUCUGAGGGGCUCCUAAGCCCCCUGGCCUGCUUCUCUCCACAAUCAGUAGCUGUCUGUCCUCUGUCUGACUGGCUGAAUGGAAUCAUCUAGGCUCCUGCCGCCACCCCUCCUUGGCUCCUGCCAGGCCCUCACCCCACCUGUUGCCUGCAUCUCUCCAUUGCUCUGUGCGCUGGCUCUCUCACGGUCCCCUUCUAUCCGUCUUCCACAUUGUCUCUCUCUGCUGUCUCUUUGUUUGCUCCCCUUUUGUUCCCACAGUUUCCCUUCCUCUCACAUCCUGUCUGGGUCUCCCUCUGGCUCAGUCUCUAUCUCUUUCUCUCAACCAUUCUCUGCCUCUUGGUCUCUAAUCACGGUCUUUUGAUCUUUGGGUCUCUUAGAGCAGUGGGUGGGGAUAAUGGAGGUGAUGAUGACAGAGCUAGGAAAGGUCCUUGUGAGGCAGAACAGCUGAUGGUGAGGAAGAGCCUCUCUAUCUCUGUGUCUCUGUCUCUCUCUCCCUCUCUCUCCCCCCUCCCUAGUCUGCACCUCUCGGGCUCUGUUUCUGCUCUUAUUGAGUUUGUGUUUCUUUCUCACUUAGUCCCUGGAUCUCUGGCUUUCUCUCACACAGUCUCUUGUCUCUGUCCUUUUCAGGGUUCUCUUCCUCUCCUGACCUCUCUCUGCGACCCAGGCCUGGCUUGGUCUCGCUUUCUCUCACACACUCUCUCUCUGGGGCCCCCAGGCCUUCCCUGCCAUGCGACAUGUCAGAACCUGCCCGUGGAGCCCAUGGGGGCUGCUGCUGUCCCUGCUGUGCAGCUCCUGCCUGGGGUUUCCAUCCCCGGCCACGGCCCCCGAGGACAGGGCUGGCAGCCAGGGGCUGCGGUUCCGGCUGGCCGGCUUCCCCAGGAAGCCCUUCGAGGGCCGCGUGGAGAUCCAGCGAGCUGGCGAGUGGGGCACCAUCUGCGAUGACGACUUCACCCUUCAGGCUGCCCACGUCCUCUGCCGGGAGCUGGGCUUCACAGAGGCCACGGGCUGGACCCACAGUGCCAAAUACGGCCCUGGAACAGGCCGCAUCUGGCUGGACAACCUGAGCUGCAGUGGGACUGAGCAGAGUGUGACUGAAUGUGCCUCCCGGGGCUGGGGGAACAGUGACUGUACCCAUGAUGAGGAUGCUGGAGUCAUCUGCAAGGACCAGCGCCUCCCCGGCUUCUCAGAUUCUAAUGUCAUUGAGGUAGAACAGCACCUGCAAGUGGAGGAGGUGCGACUUCGACCGGCCGUGGGGCGGGGCAGGCGGCCCCUGCCAGUGACCGAGGGACUGGUCGAAGUCAGGCUUCCCGAGGGCUGGUCGCAAGUGUGUGACAAAGGCUGGAGCGCCCAGAACAGCCACGUGGUCUGCGGGAUGCUGGGCUUCCCUAGCGAAAAGAGGGUCAACACGGCCUUCUACAGGUGAAGGGAUGUGGGCGCUGAGUGGAGCGGACUGGGAUUGAGGGGUGCUCAUUAAGGGGUGGUGUCUCGACCCCCAGGAGGGCCCGGGGCUCUGCAACAGUGGAGAAAUAUGGAGGCCCUUUCGAAA